This is a messenger RNA of Cicer arietinum (chickpea), 1642 nucleotides long. RefSeq names its product class V chitinase CHIT5a. Gene Ontology annotation, biological process: carbohydrate metabolic process; chitin catabolic process. Gene Ontology annotation, molecular function: chitinase activity; chitin binding. Lineage: Eukaryota; Viridiplantae; Streptophyta; Magnoliopsida; Fabales; Fabaceae. Gene Ontology annotation, cellular component: extracellular region. The record is from RefSeq and is a predicted model, not a curated record.
CAUCGAUACUAAACCUCGUGGCGUGUGACCAUAUUAUCAAAAUAUCAUUCUAAAGAAUCUAGAUCAUUUUGACUCUUAUUAUAUUUAUUUCCUUGUUCAACUUUUGUUCUCUUGUCUUUGAUAUUUUCCUUCCAUUACUUAUCCCAUAGUGGAAGCGUUCAAUUCACAACACUUCAAUUACAAUCUUCCAAUUUCCAACAUCACCAAUCAUAUAUAAAUUAAUUAAUACAUACUAGUAUCCACUUCUUCAUAUACAUAAACAUUCAUUCAUCUCUAUAAUCACAAACCAUGGCGGUCCAAAAAAUUCUAAUCACACCAAUUUUGAUUUUUCUAAUAACCCAUUUCGCUAAAUCAUCAUCUUUUGAAAACCAAUAUUUAAACCGUGGUGUUAGAUCAGCAUAUUGGCCUUCAGGUGAUGAUUUAUCACCUUCUUCAAUUAACACAAGUUACUUCACUCACAUCUUAUACGCUUUCAUUCAACCCGAACCAAUUUCCUACAACCUUAAAAUCACCAAAUCCGACAAAAAAUAUGUCUCACAAUUCAUCAAAGGGCUCCGCUAUCGUAACCCGCGGGUGAAAACUCUUUUAUCAAUUGGAGGAGGUGGCAGCAAUUCAACACUCUUUUCCGAAAUCGCAAGCCAAAAACAAAACCGAGAAAUCUUCAUAAAUUCAACAAUCCACGUGGCACGAAAAUAUAGGUUCGAUGGUGUUGACUUGGAUUGGGAGUUUCCAAAAGAUGAAAAAGACAUGUUUAACCUUGGUUUGUUAUACGAGGAAUGGUAUAAUGCUUUGGUUGCCGAAGCUAAGGUUCGGAGAAAAUCCCGUUUACUUUUAACUUCCGCUGUUUACUAUAAUUCCACAAUAAGGCUUAUCGGUAAUGGGCCGAGAUCAUAUCCGGCCCAAGAAAUUAAAAAAUAUUUGGAUUGGGCUAGCCCAAUGUGUUUCGAUUAUCACGGUGCAUGGGCUAAUAACACAGGCUUCAACGCUGCUUUAUAUGACCCACAAUCUGAAAUUAAUACGCAUUUCGGAAUCGGGUCAUGGAUCAAAUGGGGUGUGCCGCCCGAAAAAUUGGUUAUGGGUUUGGCUUUAUAUGGAAGAACAUGGGAGUUAAAGGACCCAAAUGUUAAUGGGGUUGGAGCUGAAGCGGUGGGGCCCGCAACUGAUACAGAUGGUAGCAUGAACUAUGAUGAAAUCUUGAAGUUUAAUAAAGAGAAUGGUGCUAAUGUUGUGUAUGAUGAGGUUGCUGUUUCUUUUUAUUCUUAUGCGGGUAUUACUUGGAUUGGGUAUGAUGAUGGACCAUCAAUAACGACUAAGGUUGGGUUUGCUAAGUCAUUGGGCUUGCAGGGCUAUUUCUUUUGGGCUCUUGGGAAGGAUAAGGAUUGGAGUGUCACAAGUCAAGCUUCAAAUGCAUGGGGACAAUGACGGCUAUACAUAUCAGAGUUUAAUUUCAUGACCUUUAUAUUUUGUUGGUAGUCACCUAGACCUUUAUAAUUGAUACUAAGUGAUUGUUGUAUUUGAAUCUUUUCAAGGAAGACAGUAUAAUAACUGAAUUGGGUAACACCGUAUUGAAUAGUAUCUAUUAGUUACAUAUAUAUCUAAUUAUAUAUUGAAUAGUAUUAAUUAACAUAUUCUGAUUAUUUUA